UCUGCGAUUCGGCGGGGUCACAUAUAAGCACAAGCAACUGACUUCGACACCUUGAACCAAUGGGCCAACCGAUAGUGCAACAAAUAGAACAGCCCGACGAAGACCUCGCGGGUACUAGCGGGUGCGGUGAACUCUGCAUGCCUUUGCACGUACACUGCUAGUACGACUGCUACGACUCUUCCGGCGACGGGUGACGAGUGAAAGUUUAGUCCCAAGCAUCUCUGUGACGUUUGCGCCGUAACCUCAAAACAGCUAUGCGAUCUAAAAGAACAAUCGUCUGACACGUCAGCCGCGAGUUGUCGUCGAGGGUUUAUCUGUUUCAUACCAAUAAGCUAGAUAGGUAGGCCGUCGCCUAUCUUCAAAGAUGUCACGAUUGGAUCUAAAGAAUUGGCCAAUAUUUAGUUUACUGGAACCGGAAUUCGUAACCAAGAUACACCUGAUUGUCGUAUACGGUAAUCUGGGGAACGAGGCGUUGAUCGUCACGAGGGAUGACAUGGUAUACGCCCUUGGUAGCAAUACGACCGGCUGCCUGGGUACUGGCGACUCCCACAGCACACUGCAUCCAAGGAAGGUCGAAGCUCUUUGUGAGAAAGGGGUAAAGACCUUCGCUUACGGAAGCGGUCCGCACGUGUUGGCUCUCACCAAUGCUGGGGAGGUUUAUUCCUGGGGGCACAACGGUUACUUUGAAUUGGGAAAUGGAACUUCCAACCAAGGCCUUACCCCAACGAUCGUGAGUCUGCACCCUGGAGGAAAAAUCGUAGUAGACGUUGCUUGCGGCAGCCACCACUCCUUGGCCCUGACCAAUGAAGGAGAGGUGUAUGCCUGGGGUCAGAAUAACUGCGGGCAAGUUGGUAGCGGAAUAAGUUCACACCAGGGAGCCCCACGCAAGGUCAACUCGGGUCUGACCGGAAAAAAGGUUGUGUCCAUUGUCUGUGGCCAAACGUCAAGCAUAGCCGUGACUGAUGGUGGUGAGGUGUACGGGUGGGGUUACAACGGGGUCGGCCAACUCGGAAUAGGAAAUUACGUAAACCAGUUGAAUCCGAUCAAAGUCGCUGCCCUCGCCACGGUGGUUAUCGAAAAAGUCGCAUGCGGUUACGCCCACACCCUUGCUCUGAGCGACGAAGGAACUCUGUACGUCUGGGGCGGUAACAGUUAUGGUCAAUUAGGACUCGGCAAUAAGGCGAAUGCCUCUAGUCCCGUCAAGGUGACCAUGGUAGAGAUGGGGAGAGUAUCAGACAUAGCAGCCGUUCAUUACAACCACAUAAGCGUUGCAGUUGGCCAAGGAGGAUGCGUCUACAUGUGGGGGCAGUGUCGGGGCCAGAGUGUUACCUGGCCGACGCCAACGCGGCUGCUUCAUCCUCAUGACGCCCUCGCCUUUUAUGCCAACCCAAGUGUCAUGCACCGGCCGCUUCUUCUCCAUGCCGAGGAAGAAACCGGGAUACUCGACUGCCUAAGGCAAGCCUUUGACGACGCGACGACGAGUGAUCUAGUGAUACAAGUUCAAGGAAAGGCAAUUCACGUUCACAAAUCGGUACUGAAGAUCCGAUGUCAACACUUCAGAUCCAUGUUCCAGGAACACUGGGCUGAGGACAGUCAAAACAUUGUUCAGCUAGAUCAAUUCUCACAUGCAGUCUAUAAAUCUUUUCUGAGGUACUUGUACACUGACGAGGUCGAUCUACCCGCUGAGAACGCAUUAGAACUUCUGGACUUGGCAAACGCGUACUGCGAGACUCAGCUGAAAAGACGCUGCGUUCAGAUGAUCAAGCGAGGUAUUACCGUCGAAAACGCGGCUUUCCUUUACAGUACAGCAAUCGAGUACAACGCGCAGGAACUAGAAGAAUUUUGCUUCAAGUUCGCCCUUAACCACAUGACGGCUGUGAUACAAACUCAGAAUUUCUCCAAUCUCGACGAAACUACCUUGAAAACUUUUAUACGCAAAGCUGCUCAAGCGGGAGCCUUCAAAACUUAAACGAAGGAACGAUAAUACAAAGUGGCUGUGCAUUCCGUUAGACAGCGGCUGCUGCAAACUUUAUCUUUCAAACCUAAUCAAGUUGUAGAUGAAAACGUUCUGCGUCAGAAAAUUUACUUUAGCAAUGAUUCUAGCAUUAUAGACAUCCGCGCAAAUCUUUCCUUGAGUGCGUUGUCUGAGCAAAAGAAUCCUGGAUAUGAAUUAUUGCCAUUUGAUUAUGGGUAAUGAUAUUUUUUAUACAAUGUAUGUAGAUAGGUAAGCCUACAGAGUCUUUGUUCGUUGCUGAACACGAGUGCGACAGACACAGCUAUUUUACCUAGUGCCCGCAUAAGCGGCACUCUCAUUGUAGCAUUGGCAUUCAGCACCCAAUAAAUAACUCCGCGUAAAAUAAUGAUUUUUUUAUAUCUUAGCGAUUAGCAUAAGAAUGAUGUUUUGGAGUAUUGCAUCGACCGUCAUUCCAAACAUUCCUUAUAUCAAGCAUUUGCGAUAUUGAUUAGAAAAAAAGUAAGUAAACACCCUGUGCAAUACCCUUGGUAUUUGUUAAAUUAUUAGCAUACAACUACGUUCAUCAGAUCUAAGUUUUUAUACUGCAUUGUGCUUUAUGUAUUAUAUAUAAUUGUCUUAUGUAAAUAUUUAUACAUACAGUAUAUGUGUGUAAAUAUUUGUACCAAU
Molecule: messenger RNA, 2641 nt
Organism: Neodiprion fabricii
Lineage: Eukaryota; Metazoa; Arthropoda; Insecta; Hymenoptera; Diprionidae
Product: RCC1 and BTB domain-containing protein 1-like
Exons: 11
Coding region: 365-1969 (534 amino acids)
Molecular function (GO): protein binding
Source: RefSeq, a predicted model, not a curated record